AUGGUUUUACCAACUGCCAACCCCACCAAAUCCUAUUGGAUCGAGGCUGCGAAGUCGCCGUUGCGCAACUUCCGCUCCAGCGAGGCGUUGCCAGAGGAGACCGAUGUGGCAAUAAUCGGCGGUGGCUACGCCGGCGCAUCGACAGCUUACUGGAUCAACAAAUACACGGAGAAUGCUUCCAGGCAGCCUCAUGUGACUCUCCUAGAAGCUCGUGACAUUUGCGGAGGUGCCACCGGACGCAAUGGAGGACAAUUGAGGCCGCAUGCUUAUUCUCGCUAUGCGAAAUGGUCGAAACGGUUUGGCUCCCAGGGUGCCAUGGAGCUUAUCGAACAUGAGAUGGCUCAUUUGCCGGCAUUUAAGAAUCUGACUGAGGAAGAAAACAUCGCGGAAGAGGUCUGUCUCAAGUUCGGAGAAACGUUCGAUGCUGCCAUGACCGAUGAGGCCUGGACGAGGCUCAAGGGCGCACUUGACGCCAUGCGGAGGGAUCAUGGUGACGAUAACGAGAUUGUCAAAGUAUGCAGAGUGAUCGAAGACGCACGGGAGGCGGAGGAGUUUACGCAGAUGAAGGGUGCUCUGGCUGCAGUGGUGCAUCCUGCAGGGCAAAUAUGGCCAUACAAAUUGGUGCACGCGCUUUUGCGCAUCGUUCUGCAGAAAGGCAAUCUCAAUCUGCAAGCUCAUACUCCAGUCACGGAUGUUUCAGCGCGAGACGCCGAGGGUUGGAUCACAGUCAAGACUGAGCGCGGAACCAUCCGUGCCAAAACCGUCGUCCACACGACAAACAGAUGGGCUUCUCAUCUUCUCCCUGAGUUCACUAAGCUUAUACUGCCCGACAGAGGGGCUAUUGCCGCGAUUAAAGCGCCCCCGGGAUUCAUAAAGCACACUGGUGCCCAGCAUUGGGACUCAAUGGUCAACAAUUAUCAUCUCCAGCUACCUCCACCCUACAACACCAUCAUCAUUGGAGGAGCAAGGCAACUUCUUGUCCACAAGCCAGGAGAUUGCUUUCCCAACGAUAAAGAAGAUCAGCAGAUUGCCGGAGCCGCUGCAUUCUACGAAUCUUGGGGUGCCUCAGACGUCGCAGGCUCGCCGGAUGAAGUUCCCGCGGGACUCAGCAAGGAAGUCAACGAAGGCGGAUGCUGGACUGGAAUGCAAACCGAAUCUGCAGACGCGUUUCCGUUUGUUGGUACGGUGCCACAGCGGCCGGGUCACUUUAUUGCCGCCGGAUUCGCGGGACACGGUAUGCCUCGUGUGUUGGGUUCAGCUGCUCACAUCACGCCUCUUGUUCUGGAGUCGCUUGGUUUCGAAUACAGCCAGCCCCUCAUUGCCGCUUCAUUCCCUCCACUGCCUCAACCGUUCCGCACCACCGCUGAACGGAUUGAGAGACUCCAGGAUACGAGCCUCAGUGCGCUCGCUGAGGAGUACAGGCAGAGAUGUGGGGAGAGUGCGCAGAAGCCAUUUUGCAAUACUGCGAGGGUCAUGACUGUUCUUGGGAUUCCUCCUUCAUGGGAUGAUGGCCAGCAGGUCAUGGCUCAGCUAUGA
Messenger RNA from Alternaria conjuncta, 1536 nucleotides. RefSeq lists its product as uncharacterized. Gene Ontology annotation, molecular function: oxidoreductase activity. Gene Ontology annotation, cellular component: cytoplasm. Bases 1 to 1536 code for a protein of 511 amino acids. The record is from RefSeq and is a predicted model, not a curated record. NCBI's taxonomy places the organism in Eukaryota, Fungi, Ascomycota, Dothideomycetes, Pleosporales, Pleosporaceae. The transcript has 6 exons.